UUGUUCGGCACGAUUUGUCGCAAAAUAACAACACAAAAUGACCAACAACGAUUUUAAUCCGGAUAAUCUAUCGUUUCUACUACCAGUUUACUACAGCAGACUCUUCCCGUACAGCCAAUUCCACAAAUGGUUAAGUUACGGCAAUCCAUCGAAUUUCCAAAAACGCGAGAUCUCCUUCACCCUGCUGGGCGACGUGUACAUUCGCUACCAAUCGUUCGACGACGAAGCCGAAUUCGCCGGGCAAUUGUGCAAGAAAAUCCCGGUGAAAAUCGACAUCGGGGCCGUCUACAGCACCAAGCCCAAACAGCGGCGGUUGAACACCCAAAUAACGCCGGUGGAGAAGGAAAUCGUCUUCGACAUCGACAUGAACGACUACGACGAGGUGAGGAACUGUUGCUCGGGCGCCGAGGUGUGUCCGAAGUGCUGGAAAUUCAUGGUAAUCGCCUGUCGGAUUCUGGACGGGGCGCUCGAGGAGGAUUUCGGUUUCAAGCACAAGCUGUGGGUGUUCUCGGGCAGGAGAGGUAUACAUUGUUGGGUGUGCGAUAAGGAAGCGAGGAAAGUGAACGAGGAGGUUCGAAUGGCUUUGGUGGAGUACUUGAACGUGAUCAAAGGUGGAGUCAAUGUGAACAAGAGAGUCAGUUUACCCGGUGAUAAGAUACAUACUUCGAUCAUGAGAGCUUUGAAAAUUAUCAACGAAUAUUUCGAUGUUAUCGUAGAAGAGCAGGAUAUAUUCGGUAGCGAGGAGAGGUUCAACAAUUUCCUGCAAAUAAUCGAUGAAGAUUUGAGGCAUUCGAUCAAGAACGCCAUGAAACGGGGGGAAACUUCCGCGGAGAAAUGGAGUAUAUUCGAAACUACGUUCGAUGAUAUGCUAAGAAAAGAUGCCGUUCCGAAGCAUCUGAAGAAUCUCAAAGAAGAAAUUAAGCUGCAAUACGCUUAUCCUAGAUUAGAUGCAAAUGUAUCGAUCGGUAUGAAUCACUUGUUAAAAUCUCCAUUUUGUGUUCAUCCGAAAACUGGAAAAAUCUCCAUACCGUUUUCCAUAAACGAGCUAAACGAGUUUGAUCCGAAUAACGUUUGCACUAUCCAGGGUAUAAUUGAAGAUAUUGAUCAGUAUGAAAUAAAGUCGAAGGAAAUUAAAAUGGAAACCGAGGAAGAGGAUGCCAAACCGCAGAAGGUUAAGGAUUACGAGAAGACGAGUCUGUUGAGCGCAAUUCGAGUGUUUGAGCAAUUUCUGGACGAACUGGAUAAGGAUAAUCGUUCGAGCGAUCAAGGUAAUGGUGUCGAUUAGUUUCGUUAAUUUGAUUUAAAAUCAAGUUUGAAUUUGUGGGGUCUCUUACGCCGACGUUAUGCAGUGGCAUCAUUUUUGACAGUUCUUCUUUUUUUACAAUGUGAUGAUUGAAAGUGGUUUUUGUUCAAAUUUGCAAGAGUAUUCGUUUGGAUAUAAUUAGAUUUAUAUUGAAGGCCAUGGCGUCGAUUAGUUUCCUUAGUUUUUUCUAAAAUCGUUUGUGUUGUCGGUCUUUUAUAUAGACGUUGUUCAGUCGCACCAAGUUUGAUAUUCUUCUUUCUUUAUUAUUUGUCAUUUGGUCCAAACGUCAAUGAGUUUUUGAUCAUAGUCAAAAUAGAAGACAACUUUCUUCUUCUAUAUUGUUGAUAUUUAAUUGUUCAUAAAUAUUUAUUUGUAAAUAAUUACAUUUUAAAUUGUCUUAUCUAACCUAGUUUGUAUUUGUUGGCCUCUUAUACUAAAAUACUAACGCAACAAUUUAGACAGUUGACAUUUGUAUUCUUCUUUUUUAUAGUUUGACAUUAGC
This is a messenger RNA of Phyllotreta striolata, 1805 nucleotides long. The record is from the annotation of a GenBank genome assembly. Lineage: Eukaryota; Metazoa; Arthropoda; Insecta; Coleoptera; Chrysomelidae.